UUAUUUCCUCAAUCAGAACAACCUGGCCAUCGCUUACUCGCUCAGUGAACUAGCCUUCAUUUGCGGCUUUCACUUUGUCUCAAACAGUCAUCGUCAACUAUUUUCUCCGUCGUCGUUUCUUGACUGACUGGUUUACAAACUCUUACCGAAGCCGAAUUCACUGUGAUCUUAUGUAAAGUUACGCGCGUCAAUCAUUCACAGCAAUUAUUGCACCAACUUGUGAUUUUAUUAAUUUUCCAUACUCCUGGGUCUCUUUGGCAUGAUAAUCAUGUCUUCUUGGAGUCCUGAGUUGGGGAUAAAGGUUUAUGGGUUAGCUGCCUCAGCACUGAUUGGAGCACUCCUGUUUCUCAUCCUGUUGAUAAGACUGUUCACAUACUUCACGCUCGGUGUUUGCAGAUCACAGAAGAAAAUGAACGGCAAAGUAGUUGUGGUUACUGGAGCCAAUUCUGGAAUUGGCAAGGAAACGGCCAUGGACAUGGCAAGGAGAGGAGCCAGAGUGAUCAUGGCCUGCAGAAAUUUGGAGAGUGGCAACAAAGUUAGAUCUCAAAUAAUUUUGGAAACGAAAAACCCCAACGUGAUCCUCAUGAAACUGGAUUUGAGCAAUUUGAACUCGGUGAGAGAAUUCGCCGCCGAAGUUAACCAAUCAGAAAAGAGGCUGGAUGUGCUGAUCCACAAUGCAGGCAUGGCCAAUACGUUCACCAAGCAGACCACCAUGGAUGGACUGGAAAUCACCAUGGCCACCAACCAGUAUGGUCCUUUCCUAUUGACACAUCUAUUGAUUGACUUAUUGAAGAAGACCGCUCCAAGUCGAAUUGUGAUUGUAGCUUCAGAGUUGUACCGAUUUGCCAAACUGAAUUUGGACAAUCCGAACCCUGUCAAUAGUCUGCCUGCUUACCUCUAUUAUGUAUCCAAAUACGCCAACAUCAUGUUCACAUUGGAGCUCGCCAGAAGACUGAAAGGGACUGGUGUAACUGCCAACUGUAUCCAUCCUGGAAUGAUUGACUCUGGAAUUUGGAGAAACGUUCCAUUCCCACUCAAUUUGCCAUUGAAGUUGAUUGUCAAAGGAUUUUUCAAGAGCCCAAAGGAAGGAGCCCAGACCACCAUCUACUGUGCUGUUUCCGAGGAGGUUGAGGGAGUUUCAGGAAAAUACUUUUUGGACUGCAAGGAGAAUGGUCUGUCUGAAGGAGUCCAGGACAUGGCAAAGAAUAAAAAAUACUGGGAAAUUUGCGAGAAGCUUGUUCAUCUUCAAGCAUCAGAUCCAAAGAUUUAAUUUUAUGCAGUUAUAGAAGAUCUAAAAUAUGAUCUUCACGUGAAAUCUUAAUAAUUUUUUACCUACUGUAAUAAAUUUUCAACAUUGCAGUGCAUCGCUAAUAUUUUAGGGAAAUUAUAUUUCAGCUGUAAUGUAUGUUGUAUUGAAUAAAAACUUGUUUUAAUGUUUCUAAAA
This is a messenger RNA of Nilaparvata lugens (brown planthopper), 1444 nucleotides long. RefSeq names its product retinol dehydrogenase 14. The coding region runs from base 260 to 1270 and encodes 336 amino acids. NCBI's taxonomy places the organism in Eukaryota, Metazoa, Arthropoda, Insecta, Hemiptera, Delphacidae. The transcript has 8 exons. The record is from RefSeq and is a predicted model, not a curated record.